AUGAGUCAUCACAUGCCCUCAAAUCCAUUAAUCAAACAACUUUGCUCAAAUCAUCCAACAGAACAAUUCACCAACUUUUGUUAAAAUCCAGAAUGCUUGAAACCUUUGUGUCCAGAAUGCAUUGAAUCUCAUACCAAAUAUCAUCAGCAAGUUUAGACAAGUGCUGACAUCGACAGUUUUAAGAAUGUGAAAUAGCAAUGUCUAAAGAAGAUUAGUACUGGAAUUCAAGAGAUUCAGAAAAUUAUUUAAGAUGCCGACUAAUAUGGAUUGAGUGAUAUUGAUGAUUAAACCAUUAGAGAAAUUCGAAAAGGGAAGGAAAUAGCAAUUACUUUAGUGACUGAACAUUUCUCCUCCUUAGAGGAAUAAUAUAAAUCAUUUUUAGACUAACAAUCCAACUCCUAAUAAACUUUUAAUCAAUUAUAAGAAAGUAUUAAAAAUACAAUGAAUGAGUUGGAACAUUUGAAUGUUGGUUUAGAAAGCUCAAAUUUGAUUCAAUUCAUUAAGAAAAUCUGCACAAUGGACUUAAAAAAAACUUUAUUGAAAUACAAAAAGACCAUGAAAAACUUAUAAAAUAAAUCAGCAACUUAAUAAAUAAUGGUUUAACUAAAUUAAGCCAAUAUCUAGCAUAUCUAAACAGCAUUAAAUAAUUAUGCAAAAUUAGAUUUUAUUCCAUUGCAAAACACCGUGUUCCUUAGCCAAAGCCAUGUCUCUUAAUAUUAAGAAACCUAUCUCUAAUAAAAUGAGUACUUUAGAGGGAAAAAUAAACUACUUCAUUUUUUUGAAACUGGUAAAUCAACCAUAUGGCUAUACGAUUUAAGUUUGCCAGAUCAAAAUUGGAGACCUGUACAAAUCUCAAAUUACGUUGAAGUGUUACCUUAUUCUAAGUCAAUAAUGACUCCUGAUGGUUAAAUCUAUUUAACUGGUGGAUCCCUUCCAAACAAUAAAAAAAGUGGAAAGAUAUAUUAAUUUAAUUUCUCCAACUAUCAAUUAUAAGAGGUUGGAUAAUUGACUUAUGGAAGAAGUUCUCAUGGAUUAACAUGGAAAAAUAAUGAGUUAUACUUAAUUGGAGGUUAUAUGGACAAUUUAGUAAUUACAUAAAAUUGUGAGGUGUUUGAUUGCAUUAACAAAAGAACAAGACGUCUGCCAAAUUUAAACAAUGCGAUAGCUUCUCCAAGUGUUUGUAUUUUUAAUGAUGCAGUCACAGUAGCAGGAGGAUUAGUCUAGAAUUUGAAAAUUAAUCAAUAGAUUGAAUUUUUGAUGAUAGAUAGAUGGGUAACUUGUCUAAUUACAUCUUAAUAUCAUCUGGCUUCUAUGAUGUGCUCAAUUCAAAUUGAUUAAAAUUAAUUAAUGAUUUUUGGAGGGUACUACGAAAAUAAUAAGGGAUCUAAAGAAUGUAUGAUAUUAGAGAUCAAUGAAACAAUUGCCAAAGUUGUGGAAGCUAAGUAACUUCCACAUGCAGAAGGCUUCUGGAAUAAUACCCCCUUGAUUUAUUAAGGCAGAAUUUGGGCUUUACAAAAUGUUAUUUAAGAUAUUCAUGGAAAUUGUUCUUAGGAUCAAAGGAGAAUUCUGAUAUUUGACGGAUAAAAUUGGAAAUCAACAUGA
Paramecium tetraurelia is the source of this 1602-nucleotide messenger RNA. RefSeq lists its product as uncharacterized. Gene Ontology annotation, molecular function: protein binding. The record is from RefSeq and is a predicted model, not a curated record. NCBI's taxonomy places the organism in Eukaryota, Ciliophora, Oligohymenophorea, Peniculida, Parameciidae. The transcript is spliced from 2 exons.